AUGGAUGAAACUCUUGCUGAGUUUUUCAGGAGGACCAUCUUGAAAAUCCCAAUGACGGAAAUGAUGACAAUCCUAAAAACCUGGAAUUUUUUGUCUGAAAAUCAACUGCAGACCGUAAACUUUCGGCAGAGAAAGGAAUCUAUUGUUCAGGACUUGGUUCUGCUUUGUGAGGAGAAUCGUGCAAGGCUCAAUGAUGCAGCCCAUUUAGACAUCAUUUAUACUCAGUUUCAUCGGCACCAGAAAAUUUGGGAUGUUUUUCAGAUGAGUAAAAGACCAGGUGACAACAUUGAUCUUUUUGAUAUGGAAGAAUUCAAAAGUUCAUUCAAGAAAAUUCUUCAGAGAGCAUUAAAAAAUGUGACAGUCAGCUUCAGAGAUGCUGAGGAGAACUCGGUAUGGAUUCGAAUUGCCUGGGGAACACAGUAUAAAAAGCCAAACCAGUACAAACCUGCUUACGUGGUGUACUAUUCCCAAACUCCAUAUGCCUUCACUUCGUCCUCCCAACUGAAGAGCAAUCUACCCCUUCUGGGUCAGGCACUGACAGUUGCUAGCAAACACCAUCAGAUUGUGAAAAUGGACCUCAGAAGCCGAUAUCUGGACUCUCUUAAGGCUAUUGUUUUUAAACAGUAUAAUCAGAGCUUUGAAACUCACAACUCUACUACAUCUCUACAAGAAAGAAGCUUUGGGCUAGAUAUAAAUAUGGAUUCAAGGAUCAUUCAUGAAAACAAAGUUGAAAAAGAAAGAGUGCAAAGAGUGACUCAAGAAAUUUUUGGAGACUAUCCUCAACCAAGACUAGAAUUUGCACAAUAUAAGCUUGAAACGAAAUUCAAAAGUGACUUAAACAGGGGCAUCCUGGCUGAGAGAGAAGAGCCCCUCCGGUGCCUGGUAAAGUUCUCUAGCCCGCAUCUUCUGGAAGCACUAAAAUCCCUGGCCCCAGCCGGUAUUGCAGAUGCACCACUUUCUCCACUGCUCACUUGCAUACCCAAUAAGGGAAGGAAUUAUUUUAAAAUUAGAGAUAAAUAA
This is a messenger RNA of Budorcas taxicolor (takin), 1020 nucleotides long. It is a transcript of the gene CENPN, whose product is annotated as centromere protein N. NCBI's taxonomy places the organism in Eukaryota, Metazoa, Chordata, Mammalia, Artiodactyla, Bovidae. Gene Ontology annotation, biological process: chromosome segregation; CENP-A containing chromatin assembly. The record is from RefSeq and is a predicted model, not a curated record. The coding region runs from base 1 to 1020 and encodes 339 amino acids. The transcript has 10 exons.